AUGGCAGCUGCUGAGGAUCCGAAAGCUCGGGAAGGCACCGUGGAAGAGCUGGAAGGAGGCAUCAAUGAGAAAUCCCCAAGCCACGAUGAGACAAGCAAUGAGUACCAGCUGGCCGGCAGCGCCAGAGAGCGGGCUCUGGUGUGGAAACAGGACCUGCGCAUUGUGCCCCUUGUCUGCGGCCAUCUACCUUCUCUGCUACCUGGAUCGGUCGAAUAUCGGAUCGCUCUCAUGGUUUUUCUGAUCGCCUAUGCACUCUUUGAAGUCCCUUCAAACUAUCUGUUGAAAAAAUUGAGGCCCAGCCGAUGGAUCGCCUUUCUGAUGCUCUCGUGGGGAGCCAUCACGAUGGGACUAGGCGGCGCACACAACUAUGCCCAGGUCACGGGGAUCCGGUUCCUUUUGGGGGUCGUCGAGGCUGGUCUCUUCCCUGGUCUGGUCUUUUAUCUGACUUUCUGGUAUCGGACCUCGGAGCGGUCGAUUCGGGUUGCAUUGAUCCUCGCGUCUGCCACUCUGGCAGGGGCCUUUGGCGGUGCUAUCGCCUACGGGGUGGGACAUAUGAACGAGGUCUACUUUGGAAUUUCCACACCAUUUUCUAGCCUUUCUCUCUUCACUCCGUCGAUUACUGCCGGAUUAGGAUAUUCGGAUCUGCGAGCGCAACUCAUGACUGUGCCGCCAUAUGCUGUCGCCUAUGUUGUGACGGUAGCAGUGUCAUGGUCUGCAGAUCAUUUUAACGCUCGUGGCCUUCACUCUGCCGCAUUCUCCUUGAUCGGGGCUAUGGGCUUUCUUGCUUCGGCCGUAUUACCGGCCGAUGCCUAUCUGCACCGCUACGGCUGUCUAAUCGUCGCAUGCAGCGGGUCAUUCGCCUGCAUCCCACCGCUCCUAGGCUGGCUCUCUUCCAACCUGCAGACUACCGCGGCAGCCGGACUCGCGAUCGCGCUGAACGUCUCGUUCGGGGCCCCGGGUCAGAUCGUCGGGGUGUGGAUCUACAAGGCGAACGAGGCGGAGAAGGGCUAUCCGACAGGGCACUGGACCAACGCUGGAUUGCUCCUUUUCGUCUGUGCGGGGUGCAUCGUCUUGCGCGUGUAUUAUGCGUGGAUGAAUCGGAGACGGGCGGGGUUGGCUGAUGUCAAGCCGUAUGCAUAUUAA
Rasamsonia emersonii CBS 393.64 is the source of this 1143-nucleotide messenger RNA. RefSeq names its product MFS transporter. The transcript is spliced from 7 exons. Gene Ontology annotation, cellular component: membrane. Gene Ontology annotation, biological process: transmembrane transport. The record is from RefSeq and is a predicted model, not a curated record. Gene Ontology annotation, molecular function: transmembrane transporter activity. Bases 1 to 1143 code for a protein of 380 amino acids. Lineage: Eukaryota; Fungi; Ascomycota; Eurotiomycetes; Eurotiales; Trichocomaceae.